Verruconis gallopava is the source of this 1082-nucleotide messenger RNA. RefSeq lists its product as uncharacterized. Lineage: Eukaryota; Fungi; Ascomycota; Dothideomycetes; Venturiales; Sympoventuriaceae. The coding region runs from base 375 to 836 and encodes 153 amino acids. The transcript is spliced from 4 exons. The record is from RefSeq and is a predicted model, not a curated record.
GAAAUACAUGGGUAGCGUGUGAGUGCACCACCAAAAGGAUAAAGCGAUCAAAUAUCAAGUCUCCCAGCUUCAUUAUCAUUGUCGAAGCAUCUGCGAAAAAUCAACAUUUAACGAAUCGUCCUGCCUAGCAACGAGCGGCAAACUCAGAAUUCACGCUCAUUUAGCUAUUAAUGUGUUUCAAUCCAAGUGCCGGGUGCUAGUACAUAGUGUUUGAAGUUUCGGGCAUCUACUCUGCUAUUGACUUGAUAUACACAGUUGAAAAUGGUCCUAGUCUCUCGACGCAGCGUGUACAGAUCUAUAAUUUGCAAAUUUGCCUCUUGAAAAUUUCGCACAUCACUGAUCUCAUAAAGAGGAACGCGGACGGGCUUUCGUCGAUGACCACCCCUGUGUUCGAAGACAGUCUACAAUCUUCUACAACUUCAUCUUGCGAAAUGGCGGUGGGCACAGGCGACAUAAAUGAUCCACGAAAUGAAUCCUACAAAAACGUCUUGGGCACAACGUUGCAGCUCUUUAGUCGCCAGCCAUUAACGGGCUUCAACCGCGACGGGUUCUGUCGAGUUACCGCUGGCGAUUUUGGCAACCACAGUGUCGCGGGGGUGGUUUCUGAAGAAUUCCUAGACUUCACGGCAAGUCGGGGUAAUGACCUUAGGGUCGUUGGCCUAUCUGAAGGUUGCAAGUGGUGCCUCUGCGCGAGUAGAUGGAAGGAGGCGCUGGAUGCAUUUCGUGCAGGACGGAUCAGUAGAAAUGGAGUACCAAAGGUGAGAUUAGAAUCCACGGAUCAAUCUGCCCUGCGAACCAUAUCGUUGCAGGACCUAGAGGAAUUUAGGACCAACUAAGACUGAAGUAAAAACUGGGACACUAUGGCUUGACAGCUGACAUUCUUAUCUUGAAACGAUGGACUAUGAAAUAAAAAAUUUAGGUACAAGAAGGAACACCGAAAGGUUCCUUUAAAUGUUCACCUUGCAUGUUCAGAAGUAUUAAAGGAAAUUCGACCAUGGGAAAGUUCAUUCUUUCAAAUCUGUAUUUAUGGGAGGCUUAGCAUCCGACAUAAAUUGCUAUAAUAAAGUUAACGAUUUGUAGUA